AGGAGCAGAGCCCUGGGGGCCGGCUCAGUGCGCGCGCUCGAGACACUGAGGGAGAAGCGGGCCAUCCCGUGAGGGGGGCGCGAGGCAGGCCGCGCGGCGCGGAGCAUCGCCAUAGAGACCGUGACAGCACAGAGCGGGGCUGGGGGCGAGAGGAGGGAGAAGCAGCAGCGGCGGCGUGAGAGGAGAGCGCGCGGGCGCGGGGCAGGGAGGCCGGGUCAGGCCGGGGCCGGGCCUCGGUCUACGCCGCGCGCUCGUGGCGGUGAGAGCCAGUGAAGGCUGAGGAGGGCCUGAGAUGGAUCCGGGGGAAAGCGGCGGCGGCGGCGGCGGAGAUGGUGGGAGCGGCGGCGGGAAGAUCCGGACGCGGCGGUACCAUCUGGCCGCGGCCUCCUCGAAGCCUUACCCCAGAAACAAGCAGGGAAUUAUUAAUAUUGUGAAGGAAUCUGUGAAGAGCAUCGUGCCAACUUGGCUUCAGAGAUACUUCAGACAAAGUGAAGAGGCAUCCCCAAAUGAACAAAGGAGUCAGGAGGAGAAUGUAAACUGUCAUACUGCCUUUGCUGGAAACAUCACUGAAGAUAACUUGGAAAUUGAUGGUCGAAUCACUCCUGAACCAACCAGAAUUAAUUUAGAAGGUCCCUCAACAAGUAGGUCUGGUUUAAACUUCACAGAUAUUUUAACAAGACCCUCUCUCCAUCGGAGUCACCUUAACUGCACCGUCUUAGAUUCCCCACUUCCAUUUUGUCAACCCUCCACAUCAUCUGCAUUUCCAAUUAGUAAUUCUGGACUUUCACUUGGAAAGGAAAUAAAAGAUUCUACCUCUCAGCAUGAUGAUGACAACAUCUCAACUACUAGUGGCUUCUCUUCAAGGGCAUCUGAUAAAGAUAUAGCUGUUUCAAAAAGUGUUUCUGUACCACCAGUCUGGUCUACAGAAGCUGAAAGACCCAUCUCUCAGCACACAGCUACCAGCUCGAAAAAGCCUGGAUUUAAUCUCUCUGCCUUUGGAGCCCUCUCCCCUUCACUUGGUAAUACAUCUGUUCUUAAGACAAGUCAGCUUGGGAAUUCUCCAUUUUAUCCUGGAAAAACCACGUACGGAGGUGCAGCUGCAGCAGCAAGGCAAUCCAAAGCACGGAUUACUCCUUAUCAGAUGCCAAUAAGAAGGCAAAUGAAAGCCAAGCAGGUGAAUGCACAGUCCUAUGGAGUGACAAGUUCCACUGCACGGCGUAUUUUACAGUCUCUGGAGAAGAUGUCAAGUCCACUAGCAGAUGCUAAAAGAAUUCCUUCUUCUAUUUCUUCAUCAUUGUCUUCUCCUGCAGAAAGAAGUAUGCUGAAUGUCACGGACUUUCAUUCUCCAAGAAAAAAGACUGAAUCCCAUUUUCCUCCGGUCCAGAAGCUUGUGACACCCAAGGCUGUUUCACUGUCAAUGAGUCGAUCACAAUAUUUUAAACCAUCUCUAACGUCUGCUGCUGAAUCAGGCAGGAUUCGACAGAGAAUAGAGAUGAACCAUAAAGGAGUGAAGGAGAAAAAUCUGUCAGAACAGAAAAGAGAUCUGUCAGAAAGGAGUGUUUCAAGCCCUAAGUUCAGUACUGCUGCAUCCAAUGGAUUACCUCCAGCAGCGGGAGGUGGUGGUGGCAAAAUGAGGCGGGAAAGAGGUGUCCACUAUGUAUCAAAAUCUGCACAAGAGGAGGAGGAGAUGGAGGUGCCAGCACUACCAGAAAUAUCUUUACCCAUCAGUACAUCCUCACUGCCAAACUUCAGCUUUGGCCCUCUUGCUAGUACAACUGCUUCUUCAUCACCUGUCAGUUCUGCACAAUCAGUGGCUAAAAAGGUGCAACCAGCCAGUAAUGCUAGCAGUCCUGUGUUCAGAUUUUCAUCUCCAAUUGUAAAAUCCACUGAAGCAGAAGUUUUACCACCUCUGUCUAUCAGCGGCUUUAAAUUUAGUGUUCCUGUUGCAAAAUCAUCUGAGCCUUCAGGAUCCAAGGAUACUCCAGUUAUGUCUGUGGUUAAUGCAGCAGUCAAUAACAUUAGCAAUAAGAGAGAAAAUGAAGAGUAUGAUGGUCCCUUUAAGCCUGCAAAAGUCCUGAAACAAGGAAGUGUUCUGGAUAUUUUAAAGAGUCCUGGUUUUGCCUCUCCAACCACUUACUCCUCAUCAGCAACUCCACCUGUCACAACAAGCACAGUAGUUUAUACAAGGCCAGCCCUAAGUAGCUUCUCUGCAGCUGUUUCAGGACUUGGAGAUACUUCGAAACAAACGUCAAUGUGUUGGCAGUGUGAGGCAUGUCUGGUAGAAAACAAGGUGACGGAUAACAAAUGCAUAGCCUGUCAAACUGUUAAAGUGCCGACAUCAGAUGGUACUAAACAUUCUGGUAUUUUGACUCCCAAUACCACCACCAAAUCAACUGUCUCUACGACAGGGACGCAGGGCUUUGGAGACAAGUUUAAGGCAGCAGCUGGAACUUGGGAUUGUGACACUUGCUUGGUUCAGAACAAGCCAGAAGUUUCAAAAUGUGUGGCCUGUGAAACACCAAAACCUGGAACAGGAGUAAAACCAGCUCUUGUUUUGCCUGUGGUCACAGAAAGUACAACGGCAGUAUCUUCCUCUUCUAGCUACACUGAUACGACAGUCACUUUGGGAUUUGGGGACAAAUUUAAGAAGCCAAAAGGUGCUUGGGAGUGUUCUGUGUGCUUAGUGUCAAAUAAGGCGGAGGACAGCAAAUGUGUGGCCUGUCAGUCUGACAAACCAGGAGGUUCAGUGCCUGUGGUGAGUAGCAGUGCUUCCUGUUCACCCAGUCUUUCUGGCGGUUUUCUGGGCUUUGACAAGUUCAAGAAACCAGAAGGGAGUUGGGACUGUGAGACCUGCUUAGUACAGAACAAAGCAGAUGCCACAAAGUGUGUAGCUUGUGAGAGUGCAAAACCGGGCAGCACAACAGAACUAAAAAGUCUUAGUACUGCUACACAAGCUGCUGCUUCCUCGGCCCCAUCUGCGCCUUCAUUUAAAUUUGGUAUUCAGUCAUCCUCUUCAGAAUCGCCUCAGAUAUUGGGAGGCACAGGGAAAGAAUUCAAGUUUGGAGAGCAAACAGGAUUUAAAUUUGGUAUUACUUCAGAUCUGGGAUACUCAAUGAACACUACGACAGGAGGAUUUAAGGUCUCUAAAACUGAAGGCUCCAAGCUGGGAACCUUUCCACUGGAGUCUAAAUCAGAGGACAGCUUGAAAGAGACCAAGAGUAACAGCACCUUCAACUUUGGGCUUCCCUCUGGUGCUACCAGUACAUCCAGCACAGGGUUUCAGUUUGGAAUAGCUAACCUUGGGCAGCAAGAGAAGAAAGAAGGACUUAACAAGCCUGCUGUCGGAGGUUUCGGUUUUGGCACAGUCUCUACAACUUCAUCAGAGAAUACAACUGGAAUAAGUGGCUUCAAAUUUGGAAAUACAGAGGAAAAGGAAGGUUCAGUGACUCCCUUUUCCUUUAAGAAGCCAGAAGGGAAGAAAGAUGAGAUUUCCUCAGCAAAAGGUGGCUUUGCUUUUGGUAGUGUGGAAUCUGUGACUGCCCCACAGCUUGUUUUGGGAAGGACAGAUGACAAACAGGAGUCUGUGGCCCCUUCAAAUCCACUAGUGUUCGGAAAGAAAGCAGAGAAUGAAGAGACAAAGGCACAACCCAUCUUUGCAUUCAGGAAGGUGGAGCAAACCAAAGAUCACAGCACAGCAAAACCUGCUUUUAGUUUCAACCUGGCAAAACCAGCAGAAAAAGAAACUGAGCAAGCAACAAAGACAAGUUUUACAUUUGGGGCACAAGCCAACGCUGCAGAUCCAGGAUCAACAAAGCCUGCAUUCAGUUUCUUGAACCCUAGUUCUUCUAACUCUACUGUGCCAAGCGUUUCUGCCGGCAGUGGUGGCAGCAGCGUAUUCAGCAACACGACAUCUGCCUCCAAUCCUCCCCCAACAACCUUUUUGUUUGGACAGGCCAGCAACACUGUGAGCAGCUCUGCUUUUGGUAAUCCCACUGACUCCAGUACAUCACAGUCUUUUGGGUUCUCUCAAGAGAGCAAGCCACCAGCGACCACCUCCAGCACAAACACCCCUGUUCCAUUUCUCUUUGGGACAGCAACCACUACUAACAGUACUGCUGGCUCUGGCUUCAGUUUUGCAGCUGCCGCCACCACAGCAGCUUCCACAGGUUCCUCUUCUUCGUUUGUGUUUGGUUCUGGGUCUUCAGCAUCUGCCACCGGUUCAGCAUUUGGUGCUAGCCAGACACCAACAUUUGGUCAGAGCCAAGGCUCCAGCCAGCCCCCUGCUCCAACCUUUGGGUCACUUUCAUCAACAUCAUCAUCUUUAUUUUCUGCUGGCACUCAGUCUGGGCCACCAGCUUUUGGGUCUGUGUCAAGUACUACCCAGCCUCCAGUCUUUGGACAGCAAGCUACCCAACAGCCUGGUUUUGGUUCUAAUACAGCCCCUAGUUCUGGUCCAGUGUUCCAGUUUGGAAGUAGUUCUACUAAUUUCAACUUUGCAGGCAGUAGCCCAGGAGUAUUUACCUUUGGUGCACCUCCUGGUGCACCAGCACAGCCUGCAGGCUCUUCAGGAUUUUCAUUCACGCAGCCUUCAGCAUUUAACCUGGGCAGGAGUAAUGGGAAAAAUAUUUUCUCAGCAACUGGAUCUUCACUAGCUGCUCGGAAGAUAAAGACGGCUGUUAGACGUAGAAAAUAAAUAUUAUCGAUCGUUACCGACAGCAACUCUGUUACCACAGCUGGUUGACCUGCAUUGUUCAAUUACUGAAUUGUACCUCGUGCUGGGUUUAGCUGAAGCCACGUCUGCCUAAACAAUGCUCGCUUUUUUUUGCCCUCUCCAUUUAGUUUUUUUAAAACAACGAUUAGAAUUGGUGGCUGGGAGGACCUUAAGCAAAACUAUUUUAGAAUCCAGCAGUCUUUCUUCACUGACCUGGCAUGGUUUGGCUAUAGAUGUAAAUAUAGCCUGCACAGCGAAUGGCUUCAUAUAAUACCUCUGUUUGCACCACUUCGUACGCUCAUCUGCGUUUACUGACACCUCGGAAAUCGUAAUUAUAUCAGUGAGGGGAGUCUGUAUAGAGUAGAGAAUGUGGAUAAUGAAUGAUUUCUAUGCGGAGUUUGUGCUGAUGUACGUGUGAAGUGAGUGAGUGGCGUGUAUCGUGCACUAAAAUUUUCUGAUAGAGGAAGAAUGAUUUAAAGGGUGGUCCCUCCUAAGGACUAGUUAGAUCUAUAGUACUUCAUUUAAUGAUUAGAUCCUCUUUCUAUUUUCAUUCUUACAGCUCCUUAUCACCUGUCUCGCCUUUUUCAUUAUUUUAUUAUGAAACAUGUAAAUACAAUUCUGUUUAUCUGUGUACUACUUUGGCAUAACAGAUCUGUGAACUUGAAAUUUUAAUUUUGUGUGUUAUCGCAAAUUUUUGUUUAGUAUUGUCUCAGAUUUUAUUAUGUAAAUCUCAUUAUUCAAAGUUGCCUAAAUCCAUUAAAGACCUUUAAAAUUGGGAAUUCUUAAAGUGAGUUUAUUGGCUUUUCUGAUCCAUUUUUGUUUGGACCAAAAACCAGUAUUGUACAAAGUGUUAAGUAUAUAUUUUUAUAUUUACGGAAAUGGACUCUGGUGACUUUGGAUAAUAAGGAAAAGUUUAAUAUUAAAGCCAUGUUUAUUACAGUAUAAUUAACAUGUUAAACCAUGGGAUAAAUGCCAUCAAUAAAAACUAUGAAACGUU
Messenger RNA from Eublepharis macularius, 5708 nucleotides. It is a transcript of the gene NUP153, whose product is annotated as nucleoporin 153. Gene Ontology annotation, biological process: protein import into nucleus; RNA export from nucleus. The record is from RefSeq and is a predicted model, not a curated record. The transcript has 22 exons. NCBI's taxonomy places the organism in Eukaryota, Metazoa, Chordata, Lepidosauria, Squamata, Eublepharidae. The coding region runs from base 293 to 4693 and encodes 1466 amino acids. Gene Ontology annotation, molecular function: structural constituent of nuclear pore. Gene Ontology annotation, cellular component: nuclear pore.